Hippocampus zosterae (dwarf seahorse) is the source of this 2739-nucleotide messenger RNA. It is a transcript of the gene mkln1, whose product is annotated as muskelin 1, intracellular mediator containing kelch motifs. The coding region runs from base 61 to 2289 and encodes 742 amino acids. Gene Ontology annotation, cellular component: cytoplasm. Gene Ontology annotation, molecular function: protein binding. The record is from RefSeq and is a predicted model, not a curated record. The transcript has 18 exons. Lineage: Eukaryota; Metazoa; Chordata; Actinopteri; Syngnathiformes; Syngnathidae.
GGUCGAGCGCGUCUCUUCCUUAGCUCCCCCCGCUUAUUUUUUUCCCCUUCCUGAAACAAGAUGGCUGUCGUUCCAGAGAGCGGAGUUCUCACGUUCAGCGUUUUUAAAUGGAGCUCGUACUCCUCCGCUUAUUUACCAGAGAACAUUUUGGUGGACAAACCUAAUGAUCAGUCGUCUCGGUGGUCAUCUGAGAGCAACUACCCUCCACAGUUUUUAAUCUUGAAACUGGAGAGGCCGGCGAUUGUUCAGAGCAUCACCUUCGGGAAAUACGAGAAAACGCACGUCUGCAACCUGAAGAAGUUCAAGGUGUUUGGUGGCAUGAGCGAAGAAAACAUGACUGAGCUUUUGUCCAGUGGCCUUAAAAACGACUACAACAAGGAAACGUUCACCUUAAAGCACAAGAUCGACGAGCAGAUGUUUCCCUGUAGAUUUGUCAAAAUAGUGCCUCUGAUGUCGUGGGGUCCGAGUUUUAACUUCAGCAUCUGGUACAUUGAGCUGCAUGGGAUCGAGGAUCCGGAUGUAGUGCAGCCCUGCCUUAACUGGUACAGCAAGUACAGAGAACAGGAAGCCAUCCGCCUCUGCCUCAAACACUUCCGCCAGCACAACUACACGGAGGCCUUCGAGUCGCUGCAGAAGAAGACGCGCAUAGCGCUCGAACAUCCCAUGCUCACUCACCUGCAUGACCGGCUGGUGCUGCAAGGCGAUUUCGACGCCUGCGAGGAUCUCAUUGACAAAGCCGUCCGAGACGGUUUGUUUAACCAGUAUAUCAGCCAGCAGGAGUACAAGCCCAGGUGGAGUCAGAUCAUCCCCAAAUGCAACAAAGGUACAAGCGCCCAAGAAAUCAACAGAGACGACAUGAACACCGACGCCGACGACAACAGACCCGGGAUGAGGGGAGGACAUCAAAUGGUCAUUGACGUUCAGACCGAGACGGUCUACUUGUUUGGGGGCUGGGAUGGCACGCAGGACCUUGCUGACUUCUGGGCUUACAGCGUUCAAGAAAACCAGUGGGUCUGCAUCUCUCGCGAUACCGAGAAAGAGAACGGUCCGAGUGCCCGUUCCUGCCAUAAGAUGUGCAUCGACUCGCAGCGACGCCAGAUCUACACGCUGGGCCGCUACCUGGACUCCAGCGUCAGGAACAGUAAGUCCCUCAAGAGUGACUUCUACCGCUACGACAUCGACGUCAACACGUGGGCGCUUCUCAGCGAAGACACGGCGGCCGACGGGGGGCCCAAGCUUGUGUUCGACCAUCAGAUGUGCAUGGACUCGGAAAAGCACAUGAUCUACACGUUUGGCGGCCGCAUCCUGACGUGCAACGGCAGCGUGGAGGACAGCCGCACGUCCGAGCCGCAGUUCAGCGGCCUUUACGCCUACCACUGCCAAGCGGCCACGUGGAGCCUCCUGCGGGAAGAUUCGUGCAACGCCGGCCCCGAGGACAUCCAGUCGCGCAUCGGACACUGCAUGCUCUUCCACACCAGAAACCGCUGUCUGUAUGUGUUUGGGGGUCAGAGAUCGAAGACCUACCUGAACGAUUUCUUCAGCUACGAUGUGGAUGGAGACCACGUGGAGAUCAUAUCUGACGGCACCAAGAAGGACUCGGGCAUGGUACCCAUGACGGGCUUUACCCAGAGAGCCACCAUCGACCCGGAGCUCAAUGAGAUCCAUGUCCUGUCGGGCCUCAGCAAGGACAAAGACAAACGCGAGGAGAACGUCCGCAACUCCUUCUGGAUCUAUGACAUCGCUCGCAACAACUGGUCCUGUGUGUAUAAGAACGACCAGGCAGUGAAGGAAAACCCCGGCAAGGUCCCGCAGGAGGAGGAGCCGUGUCCGCGCUUCGCUCACCAGCUCGUCUACGACGAGAUGCACAAGGUGCAUUACCUGUUUGGUGGCAAUCCAGGCAAGUCUUGCUCUCCCAAAAUGCGCCUGGAUGACUUCUGGUCCCUGAAACUCUGUCGGCCCUCCAAGGAGUACCUGCUGCGCCACUGCAGAUAUCUCAUCAGGAAGUACAGGUUUGAAGAAAAAGCGCAAUCGGAGCCACUGAGCGCGCUCAAAUACCUGCAGGAUGACCUGUCGCUCACGGUGGACCACACAGACCCCGAGGAGACCAAAGAGUUCCAGCUCCUGCCCUCAGCACUGUUCAAAUCCAGCAAUGACUUCAUCCCUCUGGGUUUCUCGGACGUGGACCAGACGUACGCCCAGCGCACGCAGCUCUUCGACACACUCGUAAACUUCUUCCCCGACAGCAUGACGCCGCCGAAGGGCAACCUGGUGGACCUCAUCACCCUUUAGCCCCUCCCCCCCUGCCCUGCGACGCGUCACCACCUCGCCCACUGGACAAAAAUGCAAAGAGGGAAAAAAAGGGGCGCGAGAGACACCAGGUACUUUCCAUUUCUAAUAUCAUGCCCCCUCCCAUCAUUUUAUGUCGCCAUCUGCUGCUGCCACCCCGAGACUGAGACAAUGUCUAGCCAAGACUGUGUCAUGCUUGAGUGGAAUCGUGUAUGCGUGCGUGUGACAACCAACUGCCAAACCUUUUUUUUUUCCUCUCUUGCCUCAGUCAUUUGCAUCCUCACUCUUAGCCAACCAGGCCCGAUUUACUACAUUUGGAGUUCACAUUUUUUGAAUUAAUAGCGCUCAUUACAAUACCGACACCUAGUAUUCUGUGGUGGAGUAAAAUACAGUUCUGCUCAUAAUUUUGUAGACCGCCUAUCAUGACAGAAUCUGCGACAGUCCACUGAACCC